AUGUUGGCAAACAAUCAGCGCCCUACGUCGGUCAUUGCUCCAUCAUCGCUCACUCUCGGCAACUUCUCAGUCUUGACGUCGUCUGCGGAACUAUCGCCAGGCAUUUGCUUUGAAUAUUACAGUGGAUCCUUCGAUAACUUGCCGGACUUUGCAGUUUUAUCUCCAGAGUUGUUGGGAAUUGCUGAUGAGGUCAAGAUCUUGUACUUGUUGCAUUCCUCGGUCUUCAUUGAUGAGAACUUUGAGCAACAAGUCACAGAACUGCACAGUGGCAACUUUGCUAUAAGGUUCACUGGCAUAUUGCAAAUCACUGAGCCUGGGAAAUACUCAUUCUCUCUGGGCUCGAAUGAUGGAUCUAUUCUCUACAUAGCGGGCAAAACUGUGGCUAAAAACGACGGAACGCAUUACUACAAUGAAGUGGAAGGAUCUAUAAAACUCGGCUCGCCUGGCUUGUAUCCCCUCACAGUCUUGUACUUUCAUAAAGCUGGCAAAGUCUUGGAAGGAGCAGUGAUGUCUGGACCCAAAUUAUCUAUAACUUAUGCCCUCGUCAAGGAAGGAGUCAUCUUCUCAUCAACUCCGACAAAACAAUCAAUCCCAGCAACACGUCUCUUCCAUCUACCGUCAAAAACCGCACAAACAAACAUGAAUAUAUCCCAUGUAUCUCCACAUCACCUAAUGGCCAAAGAUCCAAACUUUGACGCCAUCCAAAAAUCUCUUGACGGUGAACGAAAAACAAACCGAAUGAUUCGCUCAUCAUUGUCUUCCAUGCUGAACCUCAAUGAUGAAGAAAUGGCAGAUAUGGACACUAUGGCUGCAUUCAAAAGGCUAGAAGAUGAUCAAUUGCGAUUGAGGCGUGAUUACUUUUGGUCUGUUGGAUUGUCAUUGAAGUUGUCUUACAAUCCUCCACUCCCUGUGAAUCUUCAAGAUGCUUGGGAAAACCUUCCACAACAUCUCGACCACAAACAUUUCCCACAAUUUAUCAUAUCACAAUCAAAGGACGUGUCAUAA
This is a messenger RNA of Synchytrium microbalum, 1005 nucleotides long. RefSeq lists its product as uncharacterized. The transcript has 6 exons. Lineage: Eukaryota; Fungi; Chytridiomycota; Chytridiomycetes; Synchytriales; Synchytriaceae. Bases 1 to 1005 code for a protein of 334 amino acids. The record is from RefSeq and is a predicted model, not a curated record.